Colletotrichum navitas is the source of this 1020-nucleotide messenger RNA. RefSeq lists its product as uncharacterized. The transcript has a single exon. Bases 272 to 784 code for a protein of 170 amino acids. Lineage: Eukaryota; Fungi; Ascomycota; Sordariomycetes; Glomerellales; Glomerellaceae. The record is from RefSeq and is a predicted model, not a curated record.
AGGGGGGGGGGAAGAUGCUUGGUGGCGUGGCAUGGAUUUUGGAUGAGCAGACUUGGGAUGGGAUGGCCCAGAGAGACAGCCUGCACCGCCGCCCGUACUGGAUUCAGUAAUAGUAUAGGUAGUCCGUUGGCGUGCUGCUUGCUGUUCUGCUGAACCAUAGCCCAUGCGCAUGUCGUGUGAACCCAAAAGAUCGGACGCGCAUGAAAAUCGGAGAUGGGGCCCGAAGCCUUGCCGCCGCCGACGACGACGACGACAACGGUGAUGAUGCUUGAUGAUGAAGGUUACGCAUUUUGCCCACACCGGGGAAUUUCGCCCUCGUCUUGUUUCUAGACUGCGGUCUUGGGUGGCAUUUCGGAGGAUUCAUGUCCUUUGGAGGACUCACCCACCCGGUCUAGCAUGGUUGAGUGGCGCUGACACAAUUGUCCAUUGCCCCUUACUCUGCCACCACCGUCGGCGGCAACAAUCCUCGCAGCGGCUUGUUUCUUUCUUCAUGCAGAGUAGCGUCGGGUGGUAUGGGCUACUUGGACCUUGCACUGCGUCGCCCGCCGUCAAGGUUCCCGUUACCCUACACCCGCCACCCAGCUGCAGCACUAGGGCUUCCGGCCCAACCUCUCGCCCUGCAGCCUGUAGGUCUUUGCCGAUCCAGGCUCGCGACGCCUCGACUUCCGCUGAAAUACACCACACAAAGCUUUGGGGGAAAUACAAGCAAGCUUUGGCAUGUCAUAUGAGUGGUGCCGCGGACCGAACGUGCUUCCGCACGGGAUCGGGCGGAUUAGACUUCUGAGAGGCAGGCAGCUUCAACGGACAGACGAGUAAUUUGUAUGCAGUCCAGCAAGAAACUGUGUGAACUGGGUACCGCAUAGGGUGAAAAUGUAUGCUGGCCCGCUGCGAGGCCUGGACAACCCUUCAUGGCCGCCAGGCACAGUGCAGUCUUGGGGUUCUAAUUUAACCUCGGAGCCGCCGCCAUCGCAUUUAGAGAUGAACGCUGGACAAGACGUCCUUAUAUCGGCCAGCCAGGAC